AUGGUGAGGUUCCGUAGCGUUGUAUUGUCGUCUUCAUCGCAACCAAAUGUUGUAAAGGGUUCGUAUCAAUGGAAUGAUUACUUGGAGAAAAUACUGACGAAAGUGAAUGAAUCUGGUGAAGGUGACAAUCGUAUCAGUGAAUAUGUGGUACCAGCUGAGUGCUUUUUUGAGGCACCGUUUGUUGAAUUCGCCCGUUACAUCGUUAAGAAUCUCAAGGUAGAAGUUGCCCUAGAGGAGGAUACUGCAUCGCUUCUGGCGGACGAAUCGAUCUCAUUGUUUUGGGUUGCAAGUGUUCAAAAGGUUUGCUCUCAGUUAUUGAUGAACUUAUGGCAAGGGUACAAGAUGAAGUAUUUAGGCAAUGGGUAA
Molecule: messenger RNA, 366 nt
Organism: Anisakis simplex (herring worm)
Lineage: Eukaryota; Metazoa; Nematoda; Chromadorea; Rhabditida; Anisakidae
Source: the annotation of a GenBank genome assembly